ACACCUUAGCUACUGUCCCCUCACCCGCCCGCCCCGAUCUUUCCUCCUCCCUCUACUGUCUUGGACUUUUUUUAAUCUCUUGCACAAUCCAUUAAAUAGUAAUUGCCUUUCUUGCAACAUAUCUACAGAUCAAAUACCUCAAUCUUUCAAACACCCAUUUCUUGAUCUUCUUCUUUUUGUUUAUUUUAUUGGGUAAUUUCUUUGUUUUCUUCUUGUUGGAUGAUUUUUCGCUUUGCAUCAUGGAGCUUCAACUGGGUCUCGCUCUUCCAACCCAUACUAUCAAGGGGUUGGACCUAAAUAACUAUGGUUUCGAGCCUAAUAAGGAUGAGGGUGGCUCGAGCCAAGUGAUGAUGAAUCGUCAGGCUAGGCUUCAAUUGGGUGGUCCAUUGCUCUCUACAGGAACAAGUUCUGAUGAUGAUGGUUUUAGCAGCAAUCAGCAGCAAAAACGUAGUUUUUAUGAUGCUUUCGAGGAGAUUAGCAACGUGCCUCGAACGUUGCCUCUUUUGCUUUGGAAUUACCAGCCUAACAAGGAAGAUGAUGAUGAUGAACAUAAAGAUCAUGAGAAGAGCUUCACCUUAGCCUCGAACAACAGCGUUGAUGGUGAUAGUGACGGAAUUGUAGGGUGGCCACCGAUUAAGUUCAGGAGGAGGAAGAUUAGCCACCGGAAUAAACAAAAUCGAGUGGAGAACAAUCAGACGGUGGACAAUGGGUGUCCAGAUUGUCAUGGCAGGCCAUCAAAUUCCAUGUACGUUAAGGUGAAGUUAGAGGGAGUCGCCAUAGGAAGGAAAAUCGACCUAAGCCUUUAUGAUUCUUUCCAAGCUCUUAAACACACCUUGCUUGGCAUGUUUGGGAUAUGUCAAGAAAAUUCCACCAGCUAUAAACUUGCAUUUCAGGAUAGAGAUGGUGACUGGCUACUUGCUGAUGAUGUAUCAUGGAGAAGUUUCGUUUGGUCUGUCCAACGCCUCAAAUUGAUGAGGAGCAGCAGCAUGUGACCUAACAUCAUGAACUGGGGAUUUUCAAAUUUUGUGUACUGUUAGCUACUUUAAUAUGACCCAGAUCGUAAGGGUCCCUCGCACAAGCUUGAUAGUUUGAAUUUUGAUUAAUGACUGUAUGUAAUAUGUGUUGGUAAUGGAGAAUAAGCUAGUUAACUAUAUAACAA
Messenger RNA from Hevea brasiliensis (rubber tree), 1159 nucleotides. RefSeq names its product auxin-responsive protein IAA28. Gene Ontology annotation, molecular function: protein binding. Gene Ontology annotation, cellular component: nucleus. Gene Ontology annotation, biological process: regulation of DNA-templated transcription. The transcript has 4 exons. NCBI's taxonomy places the organism in Eukaryota, Viridiplantae, Streptophyta, Magnoliopsida, Malpighiales, Euphorbiaceae. The record is from RefSeq and is a predicted model, not a curated record. The coding region runs from base 240 to 992 and encodes 250 amino acids.